Messenger RNA from Paraphaeosphaeria sporulosa, 2283 nucleotides. RefSeq names its product CoA-transferase family III. Gene Ontology annotation, molecular function: catalytic activity. The transcript has 3 exons. The record is from RefSeq and is a predicted model, not a curated record. Bases 272 to 2023 code for a protein of 583 amino acids. Lineage: Eukaryota; Fungi; Ascomycota; Dothideomycetes; Pleosporales; Didymosphaeriaceae.
CUUUGAGACUCGCAAGAUCCGACUCGCAAGACCCUACUCGCAAGACUCGACUCGCAAAGCGACCCAAAGACUUUCAGUAGACGGUGCUACCUGGACCUCGGGUCGCCAAGCAUUCGAACGAGAUUUGCUGAUAUCAAGAGGCCGAGGAAGCUCGCCGGCAAUAGCGGUCACUCCUACAUCGGUGGCGUUUCGUCAAACGCGGAAGCAACUACGCCGCAGAAAGAGGAAAACCACGUCUUGAGCGUUUACAAACCCUCUACUAUCUCUCGAUAUGGCGACAAAAGGAGUCAAUGGGCACGCGCAGGAUGCAGCGACAUACUCCAUCCCACACGAGACCAGGAAGGUGUUCCGCGAAGGCAUCCUGAACAACCCACUCAUUGCAUCGUUGCUGCCUGAAGAGAUAGAAGAAUGCGCGCAGAAGGUUGAGUUUGUUGGAACCGACAAGCCCAGCAUUCCCAUCAAUUGGCGGUUUGCAGAGAGCAUCGCAUCCCUCAAAGGCCUCGAAGCAGCCAUGGUCAACGUCCUGUUGAAGCGGAAGUACGAACUCGAACCGCAGAAGGCCAUCAUCAACACGGACCACGCCCAGCUAUUCUUCAUGUCUGUCCUCCUCUGGACAAUCGAUCCAAAGGGAAAGGCCAUCGAUUUUUCCUCCAUCUUCACUCCUGAAGGGAAGGCCGAAUUCGACAAAUGCUUCAAGGACUGCGAUCUCUUUACACGGGAACCAAGUCCGUACCAGAAUUCCGCAACGAACAUCUAUCGCUGCAAGGAUGGUCGCUACUUCCAUAUACAUGGGAGUAUGAAUCCCGCUCCAACGCAGGAUAGCCUUGGGCUUCCGCACUCCAAGGACGUGGCUUCGGUCGAAGACUCCUGGAAACCCUACGAAGAGAGGGUGGCGCAGCUCGACUCAGGUGAGCUGCAGAAACUCGCUAGCGACGUGUACAAACAGGCUGGAACAAUCUGCUGGACCACUGACGAGUACAAGAACAGCGAGCACGGGAAGGCAAACGCUCAUGUAGGCCUAUAUGAGGUACAUCCUGUGAAGAACGCAAAGCAGCCGCCGUGCUGGUGGCCCGAUAUACCCGAAACGUCGGCGUUGCGGCCUCUUGCUGGGCUCAAGGUUGUCGAUCUGACGAGGGUGAUUGCUGCGCCUGCUGUUACGCGCGGUUUGGCAGAGCUAGGCGCCAGUGUUAUGAGGGUGACAGCUUCGCAUAUCACGGAUAUGUCGAUAUUGCAUUGUGAUCUUAGCUGGGGAAAGUGGAGUGCUCAUCUGGACUUCCGGGAAGAAGCAGAUCGGGAGAAACUUCGUGCGCUUAUUCGGGAAGCAGAUGUCGUAGUGCAAGGCUAUCGCCCUGGUGUGCUCGACAAGUAUGGCUUCUCACUCGACGGCCUCCUGGAGCUGACCAAAGACCGUGAGCGUGGCUUGAUCGUGGUCCGAGAAAACUGCUACGGCUGGAAUGGUCCGUGGUCUUACCGAAGCGGCUGGCAGCAAAUUUCGGAUGCCAACGUCGGCGUAUCGAUGGAGUUUGGUCGCGCCAUGGGCAAUGACGAGCCCGUGACUCCAGUUUUUCCUAAUUCAGAUUUCUGUACUGGUACCGCUGGAGUUGUUGCUGUGCUUGACGCCAUCCUUCGACGUGGGGCUGAUGGCGGUUCGUACAAGGUUGACAUUGCAUUGAACUAUUACUCGCAGUGGCUCGUCAACAGCGUUGGCACUUAUCCAACACCCGUCUGGGAAGACGUCUGGUCCCGCAACGGCAAGCAAGUAUUCCGUCACUACCACAAUAUGCAAUACACUUUGGGACGACUCACUGCGAUGCUCAAACAGAAUGCUGGCCCUGUUGUUUUUAAUCCAGAAUUCUUCGAGGUAAGACAUUCAAAAGCGAUUGGAAAAGAUAUAGCGACACCGAAGCCGAUCAUACAGUUUCCGGAGGGUAAGGUACAGCUAAAGUUCAACGUUGGGACAAGAGGAAAUGGGGUCGAUCAGGCGAGGUGGCCGAAGGAUUUGAUGACGGAAGUGGUUGCAUGAUAAGUUACCAUGAUAUGACGUGCCACAACCCACGUAGAUAUGUGACACAGGGGGCCCAUUCAGAAGUGUGCCAUGAGAGACGGAAGGGUUCUGGCCAAAGACGGCGCUGAGAAACCUCUUGUUUGUCCCGCUUUCGCAACGCGCUAGGAAGCCACGCGACACGCUCUCGCGUCUUCACGUGCCCCGGUUGCGUAUUUCGUAUUCCCAAUACCGUGCUGCAACGCACUCCUAAGGCUAGCCCGGCUGCAGACUCGACGAUC